AUGCCUGCCACAGGCACCUCCACUGCCUUGCUGAUGGCGUACGAGAAAAAGCGAAAGCCGGUCUCCACGUCCCAAAGAUGGGUGGAUCUUGUGACAGCUGUCUCGACUGCAGCCAUUAUCCUGAGCUUCAUUUUCAUGGGUGUGGCUUUGGACACCAACCCUGAUUGGGUUGGCUGGCUCGUAGUGGAUACGAUUGUUGCACUGGUGUUUGUCGCAGAGGCACGGAGAAGAAUGGGUCGAAGUCUUAUUUUGGAAGUAGUGAUGUUUGAUGCAUUCAGAAGCGCUGCUAGAAGUUUGGUCUAA
Messenger RNA from Durusdinium trenchii, 303 nucleotides. The record is from the annotation of a GenBank genome assembly. Lineage: Eukaryota; Dinophyceae; Suessiales; Symbiodiniaceae.